UUUUUAAUCAAAAGAAGAAAGGAACCAGAACCAGGCCUCCCGCUAUAUGUCUCAGAUGACAAUUGAAUCUCCCAGCGUUCCAACUUCCAACAGUUCACAGUUUCUCUCCCAAAAAAGAUCAGAAAUGGCCGUCAAAUACUCUGUUAAAAUCACAAUCCAGUGCUCCCCAGAGCUGCUUCAAUUCCUUAUUCUGCUCUUCUUCCUUUUAACCUUCUCUGCAACCUCACUGACCUUCGAAUUCUCCAGCUUUCCAUUGUCAGUUGCCAACAUCAAUAUAUCCACCGAAGGAAAUGCUACCCUUGAUGGCUUCCUCCGACUCACCGCAAGUGCGCGUGACGUGGCAGGCAAUUCGAGCGUUGGUAGAGCCACCUACAGAGAAAGCUUCCUCCUCCAACAAAAAUCCACCGGAAAACUCGCUGAUUUUACAUCAAGCUUCAAAUUCUCCAUUAAGUCCGACUCCAGCAGCAACAAAACCGCUGAUGGGCUGGCCUUCUUCCUAGCGCCGGCCGGGUCCUUACUGAACUUCAAAUUAGGACAGGGUAGCAGUCUUGGUCUCCCUGUCGACAAUACGCGGGACGACCGUACCAGGUGGAGUAAUGAAUACCCGUUUGUCGCCGUCGAGUUUGAUACAUUCCCAUUUGGUGUUGAUUGGGGUCUCAAUGACAGUCAUGUGGGCAUCGACAUCAACUCAGUCAACUCUAACGUUACCAAGCCAUGGUCUGGUGGUUUUGAGAAAGAAGGAGAAAAUGAUGCCACAAUUAGUUACGACUCCACCUCGAAAAAUCUUAGUGUUACCUUCACUACGAUUGAAACUGGUGUACAGGUGAACAAAAGUAUCAGUUUGUUAGUUGAUCUGCUUGAUAUCUUGCCUGAUAGGGUCAUCGUUGGGUUCUCUGCUUCAACGGGUGACUAUUUUGCUCUGCAUAAGAUCAUUUCUUGGAGCUUUAAUUCAACUUCCUUGGUAGAUGAAAAUAAAACAAGCAGUACAUCAAAUCCUCCAUCAAAUCCUCCUAAGCCAAUGGUCGAACCCAAGUCAGGAAAUACCAAUGUUGGACUAAUAGUUGGGUUGGUUGUUGGGGGAGGUGUUAUCUUGGCUGGUAUGUUGGGUUUGGUUUGGUUCAUCUUCUGCAGGAAGAGGAGGGAAACAGCUGGGGAAAGUACUGAUGAUGAUACUAGGGUACUUAACGAUUUGAUCCCUGAAGAAUUCGAAAAGGGGACAGGCCCUAGGAAGUUUUCGUACAAUGAAUUGGCCCUUGCAACUAGUAAUUUUGGACAGGGAGAAAAGCUUGGCGAGGGAGGGUUUGGUGGAGUUUACAAGGGCUUCAUCAAAGAUAUGAACUCGUAUGUAGCUGUUAAGAAGAUAUCAAGGGGGUCUAAACAAGGGCUGAAGGAGUAUGCAGCAGAAGUGAGUAUCAUUAGUAGGCUGAGACAUCGAAAUCUGGUGCAACUCAUAGGUUGGUGCCACGAAAAGAAACUCCUACUUGUCUACGAGUUCAUGCCCAAUGGUAGUUUGGACUCUCAUUUGUUCAAAGAAAAAACCUUGUUAACGUGGGAGGUAAGAUACAAAAUUGCACAUGGAUUGGCCUCGGGAUUGCUCUAUCUACACCAAGAAUGGGAACAAUGUGUGCUGCACAGGGAUAUUAAAUCCAGUAAUGUUAUGUUGGAUUCCAAUUUUAACGCGAAACUUGGAGAUUUUGGGUUAGCCAGACUCGUAGACCACGGAAAACUAUCGCAAACAACAAUUGUGGCGGGAACCAUGGGCUACAUGGCUAUGGAAUACGUUACAACAGGAAAGGCUAGCAAGGAAUCAGAUGUCUAUAGUUUCGGAGUUGUGGCUUUGGAAAUAGCUUGUGGGAGAAAACCCAUCGAUCCCAGGUAUGAAGGAAAGCAAAACAAUCUGGUGGAGUGGGUUUGGGAGCUCUAUGGAGAAGGGAAAAUCAUUGAAGCAGCGGACCCAAAAUUGUGGGGGGAUUUUGAUGAGAAGCAAAUGGAGUGCUUGAUGAUUGUCGGGUUAUGGUGUGCUCAUCCGGAUUACAACUCUAGGCCUUUGAUCCAACAAGCAAUUCAAGUACUUAACUUUGAAGUUCCACUGCCCAAACUACCAUUAAAGAUGCCGGUGGCUGCUUUUCCAUUAUCACUCUCGAUGUUGUAUAGUGGUGACACUAAGGGAGGUCAAAGUGAGUCUUCAGGAUAUGGUUCUACCAUCGACUCCUCACAGUUCACCUCAUCUUUUAGCACAAAGUCCAAUCCGUCAGUAAAUUUUCAGGGUCAUAGCGGUCAUUAAGACUAUCGAACUAGCUUGAGUUAGAGAUUAGAAGUAUGUAUGGUUAGAGGUGGAUUCUUCCCUUGUACUUAUUUUUCUCUGUUUUCCUCAUCUGGUGCCUUGGAGGCUUUUGUGUGUAGUGGAGCAAUUGCUUGCAUCGUAUCUCUCAAAUGCAUUUCAAAUCUAGCCAGAUCUUACAUGAAGGCAAUCAAGCUACUGAUGCCCUUGCCAACUAUGGUGCUUCAUCAGAUGGCUUUACUUGGUGGGAUUCAACUCCAAAUUUUAUGAUAGUCAUUGUAAUAGGGAUUGUUUAGGUCUUCCUAAUUUUUGAUUUCGUUAAUUUGUAUUCGUUUAUGUUAGCGGCGUUUCUUAUGCCUGUCCUACCUUCUAAAUCCUUCUUUUCUUUCACUCGCUUGGUCAAGUUUUCAAAAAAAAAAAAAAAAAAGGUAAUCAAGUUACUAAUGCAUUAGCGAAUUUUGGUGUUACUUCUACAAGCUUGGUUUGGUGGGAUCCUGCUCCACCUUAAUUUCAUCAUUGCACACUUCAACAUAGACCACUUGGAUCUUCCAAACUUUCGUUUUCAUUAGUUCCAUGUUUGUUUUUUCUAAUUUAUUUGGGAGGUUUUGGUUUUGAUCCCCCUCCUUUGUACUCUUGUUUUCCUUUUCUUAAUAUAAGAGGGUAGGAAGGAUCUCGUCCUUAACUAUCCAAGCCU
Messenger RNA from Rosa chinensis, 2975 nucleotides. Its product is annotated as L-type lectin-domain containing receptor kinase IX.1. Lineage: Eukaryota; Viridiplantae; Streptophyta; Magnoliopsida; Rosales; Rosaceae. Gene Ontology annotation, molecular function: carbohydrate binding; protein kinase activity; ATP binding. The record is from RefSeq and is a predicted model, not a curated record. Gene Ontology annotation, cellular component: plasma membrane. Gene Ontology annotation, biological process: protein phosphorylation. Bases 47 to 2284 code for a protein of 745 amino acids. The transcript has 2 exons.